AUGAUGGGUAGAAGAUACAAGGCUGCUGUUGCCUGGGAAGCAAACAAACCAUUAGUCAUUGAAGACAUUGAAGUCGCCCCACCAAAAGCCCAUGAAGUCAGAAUCAAAAUCUUAAACACCGGUGUCUGUCAUACUGACGCCUAUACUUUAAGUGGAGUCGAUCCAGAAGGUGCCUUCCCCGUAGUAUUAGGACAUGAAGGUGCUGGAAUUGUUGAAAGUGUUGGAGAAGGGGUUACUAAUGUCAAAGUUGGUGAUCAUGUUGUUGCAUUAUAUACUCCUGAAUGUAAGGAAUGUAAAUUUUGUAAAUCGGGUAAAACUAAUUUAUGUGGUAAAAUUAGAGCUACUCAAGGAAAAGGGGUUAUGCCAGAUGGUACUUCUAGAUUUAAAUGUAAGGGCCAAAGUUUAUUACAUUUUAUGGGAUGUUCUACAUUUAGUCAAUAUACUGUUGUGGCCGAUAUUUCUGUGGUUGCUGUUAAUCCAGAUGCACCAUUCGAUAGAACUUGUUUAUUAGGAUGUGGUAUUACUACCGGAUAUGGAGCUGCUACUAUUACUGCUAAUGUUCAAGCAGGUGAUAAUGUUGCUGUUUUCGGGGCUGGAUGUGUUGGGUUAUCGGUGGUUCAAGGUGCUGCUCAACGUAAGGCUGGGAAGAUUAUUGUUGUUGAUAUCAAUAACAAAAAGAAAGAAUCGGCUGAAUUAUUCGGUGCUACUGAUUUCGUUAAUCCAACUGAAUUACCAGAAGGUGUUACUAUUGUUGAUAAAUUGAUUGAAAUGACUGAUGGUGGUUGUGAUUUUACUUUUGAUUGUACUGGAAAUGUUCAAGUUAUGAGAAAUGCUUUAGAAGCUUGUCAUAAAGGAUGGGGACAAUCUAUUAUUAUUGGAGUUGCUGCUGCUGGUAAAGAAAUUUCUACCCGUCCAUUCCAAUUAGUCACUGGUAGAGUUUGGAAGGGAAGUGCUUUUGGUGGUGUUAAAGGUAGAACUCAAUUACCGGGAUUAGUUGAAGAUUAUUUGAAUGGGAAAUUAAAAGUUGAUGAGUUUAUUACUCAUAGACAUCCUUUGGAAAAGAUUAAUACUGCUUUUGAAGAUAUGCACCAUGGUGAUUGUAUUAGAGCCGUUAUUAAUAUGUAA
Messenger RNA from Hemisphaericaspora subhashii, 1125 nucleotides. RefSeq names its product bifunctional alcohol dehydrogenase/S-(hydroxymethyl)glutathione dehydrogenase (gene FDH3). The record is from RefSeq and is a predicted model, not a curated record. Gene Ontology annotation, molecular function: zinc ion binding; S-(hydroxymethyl)glutathione dehydrogenase [NAD(P)+] activity. The transcript is spliced from 2 exons. Gene Ontology annotation, biological process: formaldehyde catabolic process. Bases 1 to 1125 code for a protein of 374 amino acids. Gene Ontology annotation, cellular component: cytosol. Lineage: Eukaryota; Fungi; Ascomycota; Pichiomycetes; Serinales; Debaryomycetaceae.